AUGACUAUCGCCAUGGGUUCCUACGCCAACCCCAUCGACAUUGCUGCGCUCAAGCAGACUUACGAGAAUGCCGGCCAGGGCCAGGUCUUCACCUUCUGGGACAAGCUCUCCGAGGACGAGCAGGCCAAGUUCGCCAAGCAGCUCUCCGAGAUCGACGUUGAGCGUGUAAACCGUAUCUACGAGAACGCCAUGGCCGCCGUCGCCGUUGCCCCUCCCCCCAAGCCCGCUGGUAACGAGGCUCCUACUCUGAAGACCUCGGACCAGCCCACUACCCCCACCGCCGACGCUGUAUCACCCCUUCCCCCUACCUCGUGCGCUUCUGCUAUCAACAACGCCGAGGAGGAGGCUCGCUGGCGCUCCACUGGUCUCAAGGCCAUUGCCGACGGCAAGGUCGCUGUCCUCCUCCUCGCCGGAGGACAGGGCACCCGUCUUGGCAGCGCCAACCCCAAGGGCAUGUUCGACAUCUCGCUUCCCUCUGGCCGCACUCUCUUCGAGAUCCAGGCCGCUCGUAUCCGCCGUCUCCGUGAGGUCGUCUCCGAGGCCACUGGCAAGCCCGCUGAGCAGGUCCGCAUCCCCUGGUAUGUGAUGACCUCGGGCCCCACUCGCACCGUCACCGAGGCGUACUUUGAGAAGAAGAACUACUUUGGUGUUCUCCCCGCUCUUUCCAACGAGGGCAAGCUCCUCCUCUCGACCGCUUCCAGCCUCUCGCUCGCUCCGGACGGAAACGGAGGUGUUUACGCCGCCCUCCGCCGCCCCCUCGUCGAGGGCGAGGCCAGGACUGUCAUGUCGGACCUGAAGGACCGUGGCGUCGAGUACAUUCACGGCUACUGCGUUGACAACUGUCUCGUCAAGGUCGCCGACCCUGUCUUCUUCGGUGCCUGCAUUGAGCGUGGUGCCGCCUGUGGUGCCAAGGUCGUCCGCAAGCGCGACCCCGAGGAGCUCGUUGGUGUUGUCGCCCGCAAGGGUGACGGCUACGCCGUUGUCGAGUACUCGGAGCUCCCCAAGGAGAUGUCCGAGCAGCGCGAGGCUGACGGAACCCUGUCCUUCUGGGCCGGCAACAUUGUCAACCACUUCUACACCCGCUCGUUCCUCGAGGAGAUUGAGGGUGUCGAGGCCCGCGCUCCGUUCCACAUUGCGAAGAAGAAGAUCCCCACUGUCGACCUCUCGACCGGCGAGGCCAUCAAGCCCUCGACUCCCAACGGCAUGAAGCUCGAGAUGUUCAUCUUUGACAUCUUCCCCUUCACCCGCGACCUCGUCGUGCUCGAGGUCGACCGUGCCGAGGAGUUCUCUCCUCUGAAGAACGCCUCUGGCGCUCCCUCUGACACCCCCGAGACUUCGCGCCGCGACCUCCUCGCUCAGCAGAGGCGCUGGCUCGAGGCCGCCGGCGCCACCUUCGCCGACGACGUCGAAGUCGAGGUUACCCCCGACACGACCUACGCCGGCGAGGGCCUUGACUUUGUCAAUGGCAAGAAGUUCGUCCGCUCCGGCUUCAUCGCUAAGCCCGAGGACGUCGCCGCCCUUAUCUAA
This is a messenger RNA of Trichosporon asahii var. asahii CBS 2479, 1527 nucleotides long. Its product is annotated as UDP-N-acetylglucosamine diphosphorylase. Lineage: Eukaryota; Fungi; Basidiomycota; Tremellomycetes; Trichosporonales; Trichosporonaceae. The coding region runs from base 1 to 1527 and encodes 508 amino acids. Gene Ontology annotation, biological process: UDP-N-acetylglucosamine biosynthetic process. Gene Ontology annotation, molecular function: UDP-N-acetylglucosamine diphosphorylase activity. The record is from RefSeq and is a predicted model, not a curated record. The transcript has 2 exons.